Exophiala spinifera is the source of this 789-nucleotide messenger RNA. RefSeq lists its product as uncharacterized. The transcript has a single exon. Bases 1 to 789 code for a protein of 262 amino acids. The record is from RefSeq and is a predicted model, not a curated record. NCBI's taxonomy places the organism in Eukaryota, Fungi, Ascomycota, Eurotiomycetes, Chaetothyriales, Herpotrichiellaceae.
AUGCACAUUUCCAUCACAAUCGUCUCGGUAGUACUACUGCUCACUUCCCAUGGCGCUUGCGCUCCAGUUGAGGCACCAGAACAACUUCAGCUACCUCGGCUACAACUCCAGUCCGAGAUCAACAACCGGGUUGACGUUGACAGUUUUAGCCCCGCAUACGAUGACGAGGAUGAGGCACCCCUAAGAAUUCCAUCUCGUUACGAGUCCACCGUCCUCGGUCGACGCCUCCUCGGCCUUUCGAAAACAGGAGUCCUGACAACAGUCUUCCCAGAGAAUACAACAUCGUCUCGCGUCCCUGCAGAUGUCGCCAACACCCCAAUUGGGCUCCCGGAUUAUAUUGCAUCGUGUGAAGAGCCAAGCGGCAAUCCAACCUUACUGGCACUCACUGUGUCAACCUCAACCAAGAACGCUGUAGCGGGGUCCAAUGUGUCGCUUUCGCUGUCGUGGUGGGAUGAGUACGUGCACCUCACACACACGCAACCCUGGUCAGCUGCGAAUCUGCCUCGAUUAAGUAUGAUAGGAUAUCUUGAAGAGAUGUCUGCAGAGGAAGUCGAGAGUCAGGGGAUUCCAAGUUGCUUUACCAAAAUUCAUGGUGACAGUGUGAUGUGGUUGCCAGGCAGGAAAUGGGCAGCGCAUAAAGGCCUUUGGAUGAGGAUGGUAGUGAGGGAGGUUUAUUGGAUCGGUGGAUUCGGUGACAGGAAUUAUAUAGGUUGGUUCGACAGGGACGAAUGGAGAGGUGUUAAGGAGGAAGAGUGGGCCAAUGUGCGACUGCCAGGAGAGAAAGCGUAG